CACUCCCGCAGUCUUCACACGUGCGGCGUGAGGCUGCCGCCGUGGCGCGCAAGCGCAUAGCGCACCACGAAAUCGAUCUGCCGAUGCGGCUCCUCCUCCUCGCCCUGCCUCACGCUCUCGCCCUGCGCAUCGCCGUCACGGGAGCGGCAGGCUACCUCGGCGCUGAGGUCUCCCACCUUGCGUCGGCGCAGGGCCACCACGUCCGCGCUGUCGUCAAGGACGGGCAGCGCACGGCGCACCUUUCCGGGUGCAGCGAGGUGCGCACCGUCGACGAUCUUUGCGAUCUUGUCGAGGCGCGAGGCGUGGCGGAGGGGAUGGACGCAGUUAUCCACACCGCGUCCGUCUUUCGCAAGUGCGCUGACAUGGAGGCGGAGCUCGUGCGUCCCAAUCUUCUCCUCGCCGAGCAGAUGGUUUGCGCGUGCGCCGCCUACGGCGCUAGGCUGGUGUUCUCCUCCUCGAUGGCAGCUGUGCGCGGCGCGGGUCAGACGCCCCUCCGCGAGAGCUACUCGGCCGCCGACUGGAACACGGUGAGCCGUCGGGACGGGCCUGGUUUCGAGCCGUACCAGUUCUCAAAGGCCGAGUCGGAGCGGCGCGCUUGGGAGCUCACUCGGCGCCUCGGCGGUGAGAUGGUGAGCCUCUGCCCGUCGAUGAUCUUCGGUCCGCCUCGCGGCGGCUGCAGAGGCUUCUCGGUGGACAUGGUGCAGGCGUGGCUGGACGGCGAGUCGCCAGUCCAGAGCCGGCUCGCGGUCGACGUGCGGGACUGCGCACAGGCGCACGUCAACGCCGCCACCCUCCCCGCCGCCGCCGGCCAGCGGUACAUCACCAGCUGCGAGGCGCGGGUGCCGGCGGCAGAGUGCCGCGACGCGCUGCGCUCCUCGCUGCUCGGGAUGGGCCUAGCAGACGCGGCGGCGCGCCUCAGCGCGGACGAGGCCUUCGACGGCGGCGCGGUCCCGAUCGGCGAGCGGGAGGUCCUCGCGGCGGCGGACAUGGCGGAGCUGGGCGUCGCCUGCCGCCCCGCGACGGAGACGCUGAGCGACAUGGUUGCGGCGCUGGUGCCGGCCGGAGAUUCGGUCGAUUCGCGCGACGCGCACGGCGAGACGGCUCUGAUCCGGGCCGCAGAGGCGGCAGACCGGGACGAGGUGCGCCGGCUCCUCGCUGCCGGCGCUGACGCAAGGGCCGAGAGCUUGUCGGGGUGGACGGCACUGCACGGCGCUGCCGAGAGCGGAAGCGUCGCGGUGGUGUCGCUCCUCGCCGAGGCGGGUUGCGACGUGUCGGCGGUGGCGGGCUCGGGCAAGACCCCGCUUGACAUCGCGCGGCAGUACGAUCGAGCCGCCGCGGCGAGCGCGCUGCUGGAGCUCCGCGCGAGGGCAAACGUCUCGGGUGCUUGAAAAAACAGAGUCUGGAGAGGACGGCGCGCGCACCUUCUGCAUCAUCUACUGCCAUGUCGUCUCUCUGUACGUGUAAGUAAGACGAAGAGGAACUCUACACGC
This is a messenger RNA of Emiliania huxleyi CCMP1516, 1490 nucleotides long. RefSeq lists its product as hypothetical. Lineage: Eukaryota; Haptophyta; Isochrysidales; Noelaerhabdaceae. The record is from RefSeq and is a predicted model, not a curated record. Gene Ontology annotation, molecular function: protein binding; oxidoreductase activity, acting on the CH-OH group of donors, NAD or NADP as acceptor. The coding region runs from base 84 to 1388 and encodes 434 amino acids. The transcript has a single exon.